Messenger RNA from Ixodes scapularis (black-legged tick), 1429 nucleotides. RefSeq names its product cytochrome P450 3A14-like. Gene Ontology annotation, molecular function: monooxygenase activity; iron ion binding; heme binding. The coding region runs from base 680 to 1429 and encodes 249 amino acids. The transcript is spliced from 3 exons. The record is from RefSeq and is a predicted model, not a curated record. NCBI's taxonomy places the organism in Eukaryota, Metazoa, Arthropoda, Arachnida, Ixodida, Ixodidae.
CUUGUUCCAUAAUCCAAAUAGCGCAAAGUUAUACUGAUUUCUUUCUCGGUAUGGUGGACUUACCUACUGAUAUCUAGAUGGCCGGUAUCUGUAGCAAAAGAAAUGAGAGAACAAGAAAAAAACAUGGCAUGUCCAUCUCAGCAAGGAGAUAUUGCAUGCGGACGAGAUUGCGGCGCUUACUGCUAUCUGACUCAUCCUGAUGAUGCAUAAUAACUGGCGCUAUCAAUACACACCUGCUGCUGUCGUACGCACUUAAGUUAUAAUCACUAUUGCAUGCUCGUGCAUUUGGUGAAUGAUUUAAAAGCCGCCAGGUGUACACGCCCAGAAAACGAGAACAUCAUCUAGCGCAGGUAGUUGAGAAAGAAGUGUGGAAGCCAAUCUCAUUCAAAUGAUCCCAAAACGCGGAUAUAAAAUAUGCCUAUUGCAAAGAGCGAAAGUAUGCAGGUAAGCUGGUUAGAUCCUAAUCUGAACCCUGAGAUUAGAAGAAAUGAAAUAACUGACAAGGCGGCUUGACUCAAGGUUUUAGGUUAAGACAGGCCUUAUCAGAUACCCAGGUUCACGGCUCUUCAGUUUGUACGCCAUGUAUCAUUGCCAGUUCAAUGUCUCGCGGCGACGAAGCACCUCCUGUAUCUUUCUGUCGUUGCUUGGUUGUUUCCGCUUAUGAUGUCUAUGACUGGGCAUGUUUGACGUUCCGCCGAGUAUUGAGCAUGUCUGGAUGCGUGUGAAAGCAGUGUUCAAGGUUUCCUUGUGUUCAUUCCAGUUUGGGAUGGUGGCUGCAUUAUGGAUGAUAUGGAUAUCCGCUUCCACUUUGCUCGCAACGUGCGGUGUGAUCUGGGUGUUGAAGCGGCGAUACCGCCAUGGAUUUUUCAAGCGUCUAGGCAUCCCUGGUCCGGAGCCCGAUCUCCUUUUUGGCAACUGGCAGCAGCUCAGAAAAGACAGAAUCAAUGUCAUGGAGGAUUGGAUUCAAAAAUACGGAAAUAUUUUCGGCUACUUCAAGGGGGCGGUUCCUUUCUUCAUCAUCAGCGACGUAGAGAUGAUUAAGCAGUGCGUUGUGAAGGAAGCGCAGACUUUCUACGACCGUCCGGAGCCCAGCAUCAGCAUACAGCCCUACAUUCAGACUCUUCUCUUCCUGAAAGGUGACGAAUGGAAGAAAGUGAGGACGUUGAUGAACCCCAGCUUCACAUCUGCAAAGAUGAAGCUGAUGACGCGCAUCAUCAACGCCUGCGCGGACGAGAUGCUGGACGUGUUGGGUCGCAAGGCCGAGGAGGAGGCCCCCGUUGAUGUGGGCAAGGUCUCCUGCGGAUUUUCGCUGGACGUCAUCGCCAAGUGCGCUCUCGCCUGGCAGGUACGCGAGGCACUACCUCCGGGAAAAUGCGCUCCGAAGAAAGCGCGCCUCUCUCUCCAUAGAGAACACGCGGGAACUCAAUAA